CGCUCAGAGCAGAGCCGGCCAGCAGGCGGGCGGGGGCAGCAGCGAGCGGCCGUCCGGUCGGGCCCGCGGGCGGCAUGGGGCGGGUGCAGCUCUUCGAGAUCCGCCUGAGCCAAGGCCGCCUCGUCUACAGCCCCGGGGAGCCGCUGGCGGGGGCCGUGCACGUGUGCCUGGGGGCGCCUCUGCCCUUCCGAGCGAUUCGGGUGAGUUGCACGGGCUCCUGCAGGGUCUCCGCCAAGGCCAACGACACCGCCUGCGUGGCCGAGGAGGGCUACGUCAACAGCACCCUGUCGCUGGCGGACAAAGGGAGCCUGCCUACAGGAGAGCACAGCUUCCCCUUCCAGUUUCUGCUUCCUGUCACGGCGCCCACGUCUUUUGAGGGCCCCUUUGGGAAGAUCGCGUACCAGGUGCGGGCCACCAUCGACACGCCGCGCUUCUCCAAGGACCACCAGUGCAGCUGCGCGUUCUACGUGCUGAGCCCCCUGAACCUGAACAGCAUCCCGGACAUCGAGCAACCCAACGUGGCCUCCACCACCAAGAAGUUCUCCUACAAGCUGGUGCGGACCGGCAGCGUGGUGCUCACGGCCAGCACCGACCUCCGCGGCUACCUGGCGGGGCAGGUGCUGCGGCUGCAGGCUGACAUCGACAACCAGUCGGGCAAGGACACCGGCCCGGUGGCGGCCAGCCUGCUGCAGAAAGUGUCCUAUAAGGCCAAGCGCUGGAUCUACGACGUGCGGGCCAUCGCCGACGUGGAGGGCGCCGGCGUCAAGGCCUGGCGGCGGACCCAGUGGCAAGAGCAGAUCCUGGUGCCCCCCCUGCCCCAGUCGGCCCUGCCGGGCUGCAGCCUCAUUCACAUCGACUACUACCUGCAGGUCUCCCUGAAGGCGCCCGAAGCCUCUGUGGUGCUCCCGGUCUUCAUUGGCAACAUCGCUGUGAACCCGGCCCCAACAAGUCCCCAGCCGGGCCCUGGGCCGCCUCCUGGGGCUCAGUGCUCGGUGGUGCCCUCUGCCCCGCCCCAGGAGGAGGCAGAGGCCGGGGCCACGGGCCCACCCCCCGUGGCCGACCCUGUCUCCCUCUUUGCCAAGAGCCACAUGCAGCUGUGGCCACCUUCCGUCUUUGGUGCGGUGCCCGGCGCCCCUGAACCCUGCCCUCCGGGCAGCGGCCCUGCCUCCCACCCGCUGCCCCCGGCCCUGUGCGUCUCCGCGGGUGCCACUGUGCCCUACUUCGCAGACGGGUCUGGUGGGCCGGUGCCCUCCACCAGCACCUGGAUCCUCCCCCCGGAGUACAGCCUGUGGGCUCCCCCCUGUGAGGCCCCGCCGUCCUAUGAGCAGAGCUGCGGCAGUGCGGGCGCCGGCCCGACCCCCGGGAGCUGACCCCGGGGAGCUGACCCCUCGCCGCCUUCUCCCGGCUGGCCAACCUUUGCCAUGGGACCGGCGCCCAGGGCUUCGUGCCUUUGCUCCCGGCCUGACCGGCUGUCUCAGGACUCGAUGCGCCUGGCUGGCCCCCCGCAGGUGGCCUCUCCCAGGCCACGGGCCAGGCCGGGCCGGCAGGGCUGGACCCCACCUGUAAAUAAAGCAUUCCAUUUGUAGUGCGGGGCGCGGCCUCUCGGGCGCCCUCCUGCGGCGGGACAUGCGCCGGCCCAGCCUGGGGGCCCUCCACGGCCACCCUCCUCCCUCCCAGGCGAGGCCCGCCCACACCAA
Pipistrellus kuhlii (Kuhl's pipistrelle) is the source of this 1697-nucleotide messenger RNA. It is a transcript of the gene ARRDC1, whose product is annotated as arrestin domain containing 1. Lineage: Eukaryota; Metazoa; Chordata; Mammalia; Chiroptera; Vespertilionidae. Gene Ontology annotation, molecular function: ubiquitin protein ligase binding; ubiquitin-like ligase-substrate adaptor activity. Gene Ontology annotation, cellular component: cytoplasm. Bases 75 to 1370 code for a protein of 431 amino acids. The transcript is spliced from 8 exons. The record is from RefSeq and is a predicted model, not a curated record. Gene Ontology annotation, biological process: protein transport.